This is a messenger RNA of Botrytis fragariae, 1062 nucleotides long. RefSeq lists its product as uncharacterized. The coding region runs from base 1 to 1062 and encodes 353 amino acids. The record is from RefSeq and is a predicted model, not a curated record. The transcript has 3 exons. NCBI's taxonomy places the organism in Eukaryota, Fungi, Ascomycota, Leotiomycetes, Helotiales, Sclerotiniaceae.
AUGACUGCCUUUCUAAGAAAUGCUAUUUGCUCGACAUUAUUGUUUGGCUUGCUUGCCAGUCCAAUGACAAUGCCUACAGAUGCAGGUUAUCCUAUGAUUACAGCGCCAGUUCCUCAAAAUGAUCUCAAUCGAGCCUUAGAGCGCGACUUUAAAACAUGCAACAACGAUAUUUGCAAUUCGCCUGCUAUUUGUGUUGGUCCCAUCAGCAAUUACGCGGCGUGCUGCUAUCCGGGAGAAUCUUGCAGUGUGGCAACUACCUGCUAUCCAUACACAGAGAACCAGACCUAUCUAGAAUCAGUUGGUGCAUCUUAUUGUACUGCCUCCGCCUGGCCAUACUGUAAUACGUAUGUUUUUGAUGCCUAUAAUGAGCUUGAGGUAAUAUAUUGUAACGAUGUAACGACGCCUGGCGACAUCAUAGUCGUGACCGAUACAUACAAUUGGGGGGGUUCGUUUUCAAACCCCGGAUCGCCCACUAUCACGCAGUACGUGACUGUCGUAUCUUCUAUGAGCUCACUGGCCCCACAAACAAGUACAGCACCAUCUACCUCAACAAGCACAACAUCAUCAACAUCAACAUCAACCAGCGCCAUAUUGGCUAUUGUCACAUCAUCCUCCGCGGUAGCAACCACCCAUCACACCCUUCCCACAGGUAUCGUCAUCGGAGUAGCAGUAGGUGCGACACUACUCGUUGUAUCCCUAGUCACAAUCGGUUUCCUUCUCUGGCGACGGCGCUCAUCUUCUUCAACCACCAAUAUACCACAGUCAUCAUUAAACUCAAAUCCAGAAAUCCAAGUUGCAUCCUACGCCUCUCCAAACCUAGACUCAAACCCACACACAAGCUGGACUUCAGCUAGAGGCAGUGAGAAAUCUCCAUCAUAUGCCUUCGAAGCGAGACGUAUGGUUAACAAGCCAGAUUGCCAGGUCGAUGGAGUAGUUGAUGAGAUUAGUGAACGUCCGGCUUGUGCACCACUGGUGACCGAGAUGGUGGCGCCAGUAGAGCCAGUUGUUAUUAGCGAGCUUGGGGGUGAGAGUCGGAGGGAGACAGAGAUGGCAGGGGAAUAA